This is a messenger RNA of Linum trigynum, 2375 nucleotides long. NCBI's taxonomy places the organism in Eukaryota, Viridiplantae, Streptophyta, Magnoliopsida, Malpighiales, Linaceae. The record is from the annotation of a GenBank genome assembly.
AAUGAACUUACUAUUAGGGGGUGGAAUCACUCAAACCCAGAACAAACAAGAGGGGCAUUUCAUGUUCUGUGGAAUGUCGUCGUGUGGUUUCGCUAUCAAUACAUACAGACGACAGAAUCAUAAUCCUUUUUUAUCAGACCACGACGAUAGGACUGAUAUAGAACACCUACAAAGGAUGUUUAUCGGUCUAAUCUCGUCCAAGCUUGGAUUCUGCACCAUCGGCGAGGACAAACUUCUAAGGGGCUCCCGGUUGGCCUACAACUAGCUCAAAGAACUGGCAGUAGCUGGAAAUGUAUUCUUAAGAAUAGUUUUUACUAUGUCACCCUCAUAGUCUAUUUACUAAAAUGAAAAGUGAUGCUUAUCUUAUAAAGUUGGACAAUUUUUUUUUUUUUAGAGUUCACUAAUUCAAUUUCCAAUACCAAUAAAUCCGGAAAAAAUCCCAAGUUACACAUGUUUUUUAAAAAAAUUCUCAAAAUACACACGUUAUGAAAAUAAUUCCCAAUCUACGCAUGUUUGGGCCAUCACCGCUGUCGACGAAGACAGUGAUUGCAUCACUGCAGUACACAGCCGCGGUGAAGGCCUGACCUGCGUCGAAACUUUAAACAAACGUAACUUUGUGCUCGGUUAUCCGAUCGUAGCGAAAUUUUGUUUGAUUCCGCAUAAUUUUUCGAGAUCUUGCAAGCCGCAAAUUCCCGUAGGCGGUUUGGUCCCGCCUUCGUCUCGAAAAUAUGUCGUUUGCUACCCCGAACGAGCCUUUUUUCGAUUUCGUCAAACUUUGAACGACCAUAACUUUGUGCUCCACAAUCCGAAAAUCAUGAAACUUUUUUUGAUUUCGCAUAACUUUUUAAGGACUACAAUUUUUAUCAUAGACAUAUUUUCGGAAUGUACUUGGAUUCCUGAAAAGGAAGGUAAAGUUAUUCCCAAAACCCCUUAUAUCAUAAAUAAUUCAUUUUUUGAAAAUUCUCUCCUACUAAAAAUUGUAGUCCUUAAAAACUUAUGCGAAAUAAAAAAAAAAUUCAUGAUUUUCGGAUUAUGGAGCACAAAGUUAUGGUCGUUCAAAGUUUGACGAAAUCGAAAAAAAGCUCGUUCGGGGUAGCAAACGACAUAUUUUCGAGACGAAGGCGGGACCAAACCACCUAUGGCAAUUUGCGGUUUGCAAGAUCUUGAAAAACCCCUUAUCAUAAAUAAUUCAUUUUUGAAAAUUCUCUCUUACUAAGAAGAAGUGUGUAUAAUUUAGUUUUCCCAAAGGAAAAUUAUCUUGGCAAUUUUUGUUUGAAGUUAAAACAAAGAAUAUAAAAGGGAAUAAUAUUCUCUUACAACCCCCCGCGUGUUGCAUCUGAACCGUAAAUUCAGACAUGUGGGCAAGCCAACUAGACAAGGCACCUACAUUCGCUGCACCUCGAGAUAAGCACUGGAUUCCCAUGUGUCAUCAUCUCAUUGGUCAUCUGACCGUCAAAAGUGACGUAUUCAUUAUUAUUUUAUUGCAAAACAAACACUCAUUUUAAGCGAACCAAUCAGGUCCGUCCUACCAUUUCCCAAUUCCACCUUGUCAAGUUUUAGUCUCCUUCCUCUCAUCCCUCCAUUUCUCUCCGCGUCUUCUCUGCAUAUCGCUAGCUUCAAGUCUUCAGCCUCCAUUUCUUCCGACGAUCUCAGCUAUGGGCGGCGGCAAUCGGUGGUUGAGGCCUGAGGUGUAUCCUCUGUUCGCCGCGACGGGAGUUGCUGUGGGGAUCUGCGCCUUUCAGCUCAUCCGCAACAUCUCCGGCAAUCCUGAAGUCAGGGUGAAGAAGGAUAACAGGGCAGCGGGGAUACUGGAGAACUUUGCGGAGGGGGAGAAGUACUCGCAGCAUGCUCUUCGGAGGUUCGUGCGAGACAGGGCGCCGGAGAUCAUGCCCAAACUCAACAGCUUCUUCUCCGACCCCAAAUGAAAACCCUAAUUGCUGUUCUAAUACAAAAAGAAAUGGAAUUUGGUGGAGGACAAUUACUGUGAUAGAACACACAAAGAUUGGUGUUGCAGUUUACUGGACCGCAUAUUUUGAUCUCUGAAAAUAAGAACUUGUUUCUGGAAUGUGUGGAAUGUACCAUUGAUUGGAUGCAUGUUUGAUUUGUCUAUUAAUCUUGUGAUUAUGAUGUGGUGUUCUAUGUCCCGGAUUUCAGUGCUCGUGUUUCGUUCUUACAGUGUGCGGGCUCUUGCUUGUUCUGAGUAUUAUACUGUUCGUAUCAUCGCUACCUGAAAAAUGUAUUGCAAGUUUUUGAUUCCUUUGGAAGGUAUAUACCGGUGUGAAAUUCGACUGGUGUCUGUAAAUUGACCUCACUUACCUGUAGGCUGCUUGAAAUCAGAACAGCUGAAACAGUUUUGCAGGUUGUUAUUUGUGAGC